AGAUAGACCUGAGUCGCAAAUAUGGCCGUUGGAAAGAACAAGCGCUUGUCGAAGGGCAAGAAGGGUAUCAAGAAGAGGACCGUUGACCCCUUCUCCCGGAAGGACGAGUAUUCCGUGAAGGCUCCUUCUACCUUCCAGAUCAGAGAUGUGGGAAAGACUUUGGUGAACCGCACCAGUGGUCUGAAGAAUGCGAACGACUCCCUGAAGGGCCGGAUCUUCGAAGUCUCCCUUGCCGACCUCCAGAAUGACGAGGACCAUGCCUUCCGCAAGGUCAAGCUUCGCGUGGACGAGAUCCAAGGAAAGAACUGCCUGACCAACUUCCAUGGCUUGGAUUUUACUACCGACAAGCUCCGAUCCCUUGUGCGCAAGUGGCAGUCGCUGAUUGAAGCCAACGUGACCGUCAAGACGACUGACGACUAUCUUCUCCGUUUGUUCGCCAUUGCUUUCACGAAGAGACGCCCCAACCAGAUCAAGAAGACUACAUACGCUCGCUCGUCCCAGAUCCGCGCUAUCCGCAAGAAGAUGACCGAGAUCAUCCAGCGCGAGGCUGCUAGCUGCACUCUUUCUCAGCUUACCACCAAGCUGAUCCCCGAAGUCAUUGGCCGCGAGAUUGAGAAGGCCACACAGGGAAUUUACCCUCUGCAGAACGUCCACAUUCGCAAAGUCAAGCUUCUCAAGUCGCCCAAGUUCGACCUUGGUGCCCUGCUUAACUUGCACGGCGAGUCCACGACUGAUGAUAAGGGACACAAGGUUGAGAGGGAGUUCAAGGAACAGGUGCUUGAGACUGUUUAAGCCCUGGGUAUUCGCUGGUGGUGGAUUCUGGUUUCUCUGCCGUCUCGGGUUAACGGUGCCACUGCUCCAAGUACGAUAAGUUUAUGUUAAAAAAAUGUAGUGUCAUUAGCCGAUGAAUGACAGUAUAUGCAAGUUUCUGUCCUUAACUCCCGUCUCACCAGGCACACCAGUUUGUCUUUGGGCAUGGUGGCGCUCAUGGUGCAAGAAAGGAUAUAGACGUUGGUAUUUGGUGUUAACUAUUCAGGCCAUGUAGUGUCUUGUAUAUGGUUAUUAUCCAUAGUACUUAAGCGAACCAACAUUAAAGUUUGAUAGAUUAUCUACUUUAUAUUACCCAAUGCCAUGAGGGAC
Messenger RNA from Aspergillus ibericus CBS 121593, 1140 nucleotides. It is a transcript of the gene rps1, whose product is annotated as 40S ribosomal protein eS1. Gene Ontology annotation, molecular function: structural constituent of ribosome. Bases 22 to 792 code for a protein of 256 amino acids. The record is from RefSeq and is a predicted model, not a curated record. The transcript has 5 exons. Gene Ontology annotation, cellular component: cytosol; ribosome. Gene Ontology annotation, biological process: translation. Lineage: Eukaryota; Fungi; Ascomycota; Eurotiomycetes; Eurotiales; Aspergillaceae.